AUGGUCAACAAGAUUCUCCUCGCCACGGCUGUCGCCGAUAUCCUCUUUCUAAUCACGGGUGCCGCUCAGCUUGCGUUCGCGCUGAUCGUGAAGAAUGUUAUGAACGAGGAGUCUGUUGAAGGCAUGCAGGCUGCCCGAAACCUGCUCUAUCAGAGCUGGUUGAAGCUGUCCGGAAUCCUCAUCACCGUUUGCGGCCUCUUCACGCUCUGCAUCGCUCAGCCACCUGCGGUCCAGGAUUUGAUGCAAACUGCUUUCGAGUGCUGUGGCUACUUCAACAGCACCUCCCCGGCCUUUGUUACGAAUCCCAGCUGUCCCAGCCCCGCAGCUGCCGCUCUCAUGCGUGGGUGCUCUGCGCCUGUUGGCUCUUUUGCCAACAUCUUCAUCGAUGAUGUCUUUACUGCCGUCUUUGGCAUGGUUGGUGUUGACGCCCUCCUAAUCUUGUGCAUUGCCUGCCUCCUAAAGGACCGCAAGGAGCGAGAACGAUACCGACACAUCGAUGAGAAGACCGGCUAUACUGGUAUCUAA
Molecule: messenger RNA, 525 nt
Organism: Parascedosporium putredinis
Lineage: Eukaryota; Fungi; Ascomycota; Sordariomycetes; Microascales; Microascaceae
Source: the annotation of a GenBank genome assembly